GGCCGGGUCGGUGAUCACCGGCGCCAUGGGAAUCCCUGGUUUGACCGGCUUCGUGGAGGAGCGUGGGGUGUUCUUCACCGAGCUGCGUGUGCGGGACACCAAGCUGGUCAUCGACGGGAGCAGCCUCUACCACCGCCUGUGCUUCGCCUCCGCUACCGACUUCCGCCGCGGCGGCGACUACGGCCUCUUCGCGGCGGCCGUGGGCGACUUUUUCGGCAGCCUGCGGGCCUGCCGCGUCUCCCCCUUCGUGGUGCUGGACGGUGGGCGCGGCGCCGACGACAGGAAACUGCCCACGCUGCGGGGCAGGGCCGCCGAGAGGCUGCGGGCUGCCCACGGGCUCUCCCGGGGUGAAGGCGGCUGCCUGGUGCCGCUGCUGACCCGUGAAGCCUUCGUGCAGGCGCUGGGCCGGCUGGGAGUGCCCUUCGUGCAGUGCUUCGCCGAGGCAGACCGGGAGAUCGCCGGGCUGGCCAACCGCUGGGGCUGCCCCGUCCUCUCCCUCGAUAGCGACUUCUUCGUCUUCGACCUGGCCGGGGGUUACUGUCCGCUGAGCCACUUCCAGUGGCGGAGCGUCUGCCCGGGAGAGGGGCCGCGGGGCUGCUACGUGCCCGCUCGCUGCUUCUCCGUGGAGAAGUUCUGCGGGCAUUUCGGACCUCUGAAGAAAAGCCUCCUCCCGCUCUUCGCCGUCAUGAACGGGAACGACUAUGUGGAUCUGGCGGCUCUGGAGGGAUUCUUCUGCAAAGUGCGCUUGGGGAAGGGGGGGAAACUGGGGAAGCACGCCCGCCUCCAGGGGCUUCUGAACUGGCUGUCGCAGUUCGCUGAGCCCGGCGAAGCUGUAGACCAUGUGCUGAAAUACCUCAAGAAACACGAGAGAGAAGAAAUAAGGGACCUUCUAUGCACUUCGAUGGAGGAUUACGCUCCGUCUGACGUGAAUCUUGAAGACUUUUUUCAGAAUGGAAAGUAUGAAUGUGAGGCUGCCAGCAAUGCUGACUUACCGCAGUGGGUACUUGAUGCUUUGGCAAAAGGUAAGCUGGCCCCCUUCAUCAGCGAUGCCCUGAUACUAAGGAGUACUUUCCUCCACGUUCAGGUGGAGAACAUGCAGAGACCUAGUGCACAUAGCACAGCUUUGCCUAUUCGACAAGUUAUCUAUGGACUUCUGCUGGAAACACCUCAAAGUACUGAAGCUGCUUCUCCAAGUAAGCAGACCCACGAGCUGCCAGUUGUAUGUGAAUUUGAUAGACUCCAAAAGACACUUAAAAAAAUAUUUGUUCAAGCAGCAAGCUUACCCACAGAUUUGUGUGAUGAUCAUUUUCCUUUGGACAAGUUAAUGGAGGUGCCCACAUCAUGCCGUCAGAUGCUUUUGUUCAGGACUCUGGGAGUGAAAAUUAAUUUCCUGGAAUCUAUCCCCAGUCACUUACAACUCCCUGUUGCAGUAACCUGUUACUGGAUACGUUGUUCAGAACCAAAAGUUAAAUUGCAUCAAUUAAAGGCUUUACUUCUAAUGAUAGUAUUUGAAGAACUGCACAGGAUAAUAAAUGAUCCAGAUCCCAUAGUUGUACAUGCUGAAGAUGACAGUACUGCAUAUAAUGAAUUUCUAAAAUGGAAAGAAAAGAAAUUGCAAUAUAAAGACUUUGAUUUAGAUGCUGCACACAGUUUUUGCCAGUGGCAAUGCUGUCUUCAGAUGGGAUUGUAUCUCAACCAGCUACUUUGCACUCCUCUCUCUGAGCCAGACCUAAGGAGGCUUUACAGUGGGACCCUUGUGCACAGAUUGUAUCAAGAGCUUAAAUCAACUCCUUCAGUGGAAAAUCUGUUUAGUUCAUCUCCAAAAAUGACUCGGCUUUAUCAAGCAUUGUUAAAUACAGUGGAGUCAACUGUACCUCCAGAUUUCUUUCAGAAGAUGAUCAAGCCCAAAUCUGAGUCCUGCAAAAAGAAGAAAGCAUCUAAAAAGAAAAAAAAAGCUGUUAGGUAUGCUGUAGCAGAAGCUCAGCAUUUUUGCAGUGGUAAUAGGUUUGCAUCACUUGGAGUGGAUGACUGAAAGCAUUAUUCCUGGAGUAACUUUUAAUGCCAUGUAGAUGGAAGAAAUUGUAUUAAAAUAGGCAGCUGUUAGGAAUGUGCUCAGAUGUUUUCACACAAGUUCCUGGUUCAAGUCUUCACCAGCAAAUCUUGCUCUGGGAAAUGUUUUGUUUACUUUUUUUGUAACAUUCUGAUUAA
Calypte anna (Anna's hummingbird) is the source of this 2208-nucleotide messenger RNA. It is a transcript of the gene ASTE1, whose product is annotated as asteroid homolog 1. The transcript has 4 exons. The coding region runs from base 26 to 2032 and encodes 668 amino acids. The record is from RefSeq and is a predicted model, not a curated record. Lineage: Eukaryota; Metazoa; Chordata; Aves; Apodiformes; Trochilidae.